Molecule: messenger RNA, 5223 nt
Organism: Tyto alba (common barn owl)
Lineage: Eukaryota; Metazoa; Chordata; Aves; Strigiformes; Tytonidae
Gene: SLC26A7
Product: solute carrier family 26 member 7
Exons: 18
Coding region: 53-2020 (655 amino acids)
Biological process (GO): transmembrane transport
Cellular component (GO): membrane
Molecular function (GO): oxalate transmembrane transporter activity; bicarbonate transmembrane transporter activity; chloride transmembrane transporter activity
Source: RefSeq, a predicted model, not a curated record
CUCAACUGUGCACUCUUCUGAAAGAGGAACUGCUUUUUGGGGGGUGGGAAGGAUGAUGGGAACAAAAAGGAAAAGAAGUGCAGUCUGGAGGAAGAUCCAGACUCUUCGCUUUGAAGAUAUCAAAGUCUGGUGUAUGAGAAGGCUGCCCAUCUUGAAUUGGGUGCCCGUCUACAAUUGGAAGGAAAACUUGAUUCCUGAUACGGUUUCUGGGAUGAUGCUAGCCAUCCAACAGGUGACUCAAGGGUUGGCCUUUGCGGUUCUGUCUUCAGUCCAUCCAGUUUUUGGUUUAUAUGGCUCUUUCUUCCCUGUCAUUAUAUAUGCCAUAUUUGGAAUGGGACGUCAUGUUGCAACAGGAACUUUUGCUUUAACUUCUUUAAUAUCUGCCAAUGCAGUUGAGCGUCUUGUUCCUUCAGUCAGCACUAAUUUCACUACAAACAAUAAUUCAGGAAUUUUGGGCCUAUCAGAGUUUGAAAUGCAAAGGAUUGGAGUUGCAGCAGCUGUUUCAUUUCUAGGAGGAAUCAUUCAGGUAGCGAUGUUUAUGCUGCAGUUGGGCAGUGCCACUUUCUUGUUAACAGAACCAGUGAUAAGCGCAAUGACAACAGGAGCAGCUACUCACGUUGUGACUUCACAAGUGAAAUAUCUGCUGGGAAUGAAAAUGCCGUAUAUAUCGGGACCACUGGGCUUUUUUCAUAUUUAUGCCUACAUAUUUGAGAAUAUCAGAUCAGUUCAGGUGGAGGCUUUACUUCUCUCCUUGCUGAGCAUUGUGGUGCUUGUACUUGUUAAAGAACUGAAUGAGAAAUUUCAGAGAAACAUUAAAGUUGUUCUACCCAUCGAUCUAUUUUUGAUAAUCACUGCAUCUGUUGCUUGCUACUAUGCUGAUAUGGAAUACGUCUACAGGCUAGAAGUUGUGGGACAUAUUCCUAAAGGGUUACCAUCACCGAAAACACCACCCAUGAAUGUCCUGACUGAAGUAGUCACUGAAGCUUUUGGAGUAGCACUGGUUGGUUAUGUAGCAUCACUGGCUCUUGCCCAAGGCUCUGCUAAAAAGUUUAAAUACAGUGUGGAUGACAACCAGGAAUUUUUGGCUCAUGGCCUCAGCAACGUGAUUCCUUCAUUUUUCUUUUGCAUACCAAGUGCUGCAGCGAUGGGACGGACAGCACUUUUAUACAGUACGGGCGCCAAGACACAGGUGGCUUGCCUUAUCUCUUGUGUAUUAAUUCUUGUGGUGAUCUAUGCAAUUGGACCAAUGCUGUACUGGCUGCCUAUGUGUGUGCUAGCAAGCAUUAUUGUUGUGGGCUUGAAGGGGAUGCUAAUGCAGUUCCGUGACUUAAAAAAAUAUUGGAAUAUGGAUAAAAUAGACUGGAGCAUAUGGGUUAGUACCUACGUGUUUACAAUAUGCUUCGCUGCUAAUGUGGGACUGCUGUAUGGUGUUGCCUCCACUAUAGUAAUUGUGAUUUUCCGCUUUCCCAGAGCAAAGACACUGAAUUUGAAAAACAUGAAAGAAGUGGAAUAUAAAUACAAAACAGAAGAUAAUUGUGAAUCAUUAAAACAGGUAAAAAUAGUUUCAGUCAACAGCCCGUUAGUCUUUCUGAAUGCCAGGAAAUUUCACGCUGAUCUGAUAAAGAUAAUCCAAAAGGAUAGCACGAGCAGCCAGGCAUGUGAAGAUGUAAACAAGUGUGAGCAGAACACAUUGCUCUGUUCAUUUUCCAAUGGAAGCUGUCAUGGUGACGUGUUGCAGUCAUGUCACAGUGAGAGACGUGUUUUGGUAUUAGACUGCAGUGGAUUGAAUUUCUUUGACUACACUGGAGUCUCAGUGCUGCUUCAGAUUUACACGGACUGUAAAAACAGACACAUGGAUGUGUUGCUAGCACACUGCAAAGCUUCCUUGGUAAAAGCAAUGCAGUACGGUGGAAAUCUUGAAUCUGAAAAUCCUGUCUUCUUUGAAUCUAUUUCUUCGGCAAUUGAUGCCAUUCAAAUUCACAGGAAUUACAGCAAGUUCAGUGAACAGAGUGAAGUGUGAUGUCAACCCGUUGAAUAUGAGUAGUUUCAACUGUUCAUAUUCAGAAUGAAGUACACCACGGUUUCUCCUUAGCUUUUUUUUUCUCCAGGAGAUCUCAUAGAUGAUCUCUUGUAUGCCAUAUAUAUUUACUACAUUCAGUAAGGACAGAUCUGCCAUUCAGAAAAAAAAAUCUUUCAUCUGCCAUCACUCAGAGAAUGUUCAUGCAAUUGUUCUAUAGUGGUUUUAUAUAAUAUUUUUAUAUACAUUUAUCUACAAAGUAUUUGAAGCAGACAUGAAGUACUUACUGUGUUUAGCAGUGAAGUAUAUUCUUUUAGAUAUCUUCUAUUGUAACAUUAGUUGUAAUAUGCAUCUGUAGUUUUGUGUAUGGAAUAAUGAGAUAUUAUGAAUUCUAAAAAACAGUGUGUUAUAACUGAUAUGAUAUAUACAGGAAACCAUAUACCAGUGCAUACGGUUUCUAGUGGCUUUACUUACCCUUUCUUCUAUUUGAGACAGCCAUUUGCAAUAACAGCAUCCUAUCGCAGCUAACAUAUGCUUACAUUUUUUGUACCUGGCUUUGUAUGCUUUUUAACAGCUACCAAGUGGGAGCACUAUGUAUUCAGAGAAAGCAGAUGUAUGUUGGUUACAUGCACUGCAUUGUGUUCCCCUCUAAUAGUUGUCAUGAGUUAUUAUUAUGGUUUGCUACAUUUUCAAAGCCACAGGUAUACUUUAGCUCAGAUUGAAGAGGAAAAACUGGUAAUAUUUUCCCCAAACUUGUUCUUGUUUUGAGCAUAGAGUAGUCUGCACUUCCAGUUUGAGCUGUGAUAUGUUUGGUGUUGAAAUCUUCAGCUGUGGCAGCUGAGAGAUGGCAGUGGAGAGAAACAUAAGGUAUGUGCCAUAUUUCAGCCCCAAUCCUGAUGUGCAGUCCUGUGUGCAAGCACACAAAUGGGGUGGAGGAAUUCACGGGUUGAGUUAUUUGGCUUGUAAUUAUGGAUUCCCAGCACUCACACUAGAUUAUGCUAUCAUAUCAGUAUCAUGUUAUGUGGCAACAUGUAUGACUUUUUUCCUCUUGCCUUUUUUUCCAUACAUGAACACUAGCAGUAAAAUGUGAAUUGAGCAAAAACUAGUUGAAAAAUGAGGAAGGAUGAGGAAGUACAAUUUUUCCUCACUGACUUAAAAAAACUGUGGAAGCUAAAAGGUAAAUGAAUAUGGCACAGCCGUAAUGGCCAUCUUAGAACUACAGAAAAGAGAGAAGUACAAAGGUACUUUGUGCAGCUGGAGUAUAUAGGCAAAAUCUAAUGCUAAGCAUCCUGUUUUUAGCAGCAGUUACACAUGUACGCUUGUCUGGAGACUCCUUGCUCCACCUGCCCAAAGCAGCUGCCUGCAGUAGAUGAGGUGGCUCAUGGAGUGAGUCAUUUCCACACCUCUGCAUAAUUCUGUUGAGGCAUCAAUAGGCUUUUCUUCUGGUCUUGGAGAUUCCACACUACUAGAAGACAAUAGGAAAGAACCAUGGGGAUUUUUACCCUUUCAGCUAUAGGUGACUAUUUGAGUUAUUCCCCACUUUGUCCCUGGAUGACCAGAACUGUUCUGUAUGCGUCCUUCUGAGACUGCUUUAAGAAUUGCUGGGCAAGAUGUUGAUUAGUAACUGUGAGAAACUUGACAUACACAGGAGAAAUAAGUUCUGUACAUUGUCACAAGCACAUUCAUUUCAGAUGCUGUAGUUGAUUGCAUAUGAUCCAUUACAUCCUCAAGCUCAAUAACAAGAUAUAAUAUUUGAUUAAUAAUUUCCUCAAACAAUUUUAGUAAUUUAUUAACACCUUAUAAACUAUUUACUACUAUUUACUACUUUCAUUGUAGAAACAUCAAUUUUAUGUCACAGCUGAAUGAAGAUCUCUACUUAAGUGCAAAGUGAAUAAAUAAACGGUAUCUUUUCUACUAAGUUCAGUAUUUAUUCUUUGAUGGCUAAAUGUUUUUUUUUUUUUUCUGAAAAUUUAUAGAUGAGUUGAUCAAUGAAAUUUUUUAAUAUAGGCUCUUUAGAAAAGAUAGCAUCUACCAGGAUACUUUCGGUUUUGUUCUGAAUAAUCUUGUAAAUGGAACAACACAGAUACUUCUAAAAUUCUUUGUAGUAUUAGCCCUUGAUGAAACCCUCUUCACCUCUGCAUUAAAUUAAUAAUUCUGUAGUACUAAUAAAAAUGUCUUCCAAUUUCCACUGCUUUAAAUACGAAUAACUUUUUCACAGCUAAAUGGCUGGUUUGGGAUGGACAAUUAUUUCCCAUUAGCUCAAAGUCUUGUGACACACUGUCAUUUUUAAAAGUGUUUAAUCACUGUAAGGCUUCAAAUUCAAAAUAUCUUAAUUCUGUGAUUACUGCUUGAUGGUGUCUCAGGGCAGAAUCAGGGAUGAAAUAUAUUUCUUCCCUUAAAACAUUUAAUCAUAACUUUAAAUUUCUGAAUAUUCCAACAUUGGGCUUUGGGAUACUUGUAAUAUUCCUGUAAUUUAAUUUACCAUAUAUAAUUAGCCUGAAUUUCUUUCUAUUUCUGAGAAUAUACAUUGUUACUUAGAUUCCUUUUCUGGCAAGUGGCACCACUUUGGAUUGUUGUUUCUCAGAAGAACAAAGCAUUCAAGGGACCCGUGAAGGUAGCUGCCCUUUCAAUUGCUUCUGAAGUACCUGUACUUUGUCAGGCCAGAACUACUUUACAGAAGCAUGGUUAGUGGGGUGUGGGAGGGUCACUUCUUUUUUACCAUUGACCUAGGAGGACAAAUUGCUUCAAUACUGUUACAGUUUCUGUUUCUCCACCACUACUCCUCUGAGCCAUUCAUGUUUUCUAAAACUGGUAAUUGCACAUUGGCUGUCUUCAGAUGACCUGGAUGACAUGCCAUCAGAUCUCAUGCACCAGUGACUGAUCGCCUGCAGAUCACCGGUCGCUCUGCUGGUGGGCUGAGAGUUGCUUAGUGUCUUGCCGGAGUUGCUCUGCAAAUCUCUGGUGAUGUGUUUGCUUCACUUGCAGAGUCAACUGACAAACAACUGCUUGAUUCUUUGGUGAAGAUUUAAGGAAGCACCCUAAACCUUCUAAAUUAAGUUCUGGAGUUUACUGUCAAUUUCAACCCUUUCCUCAGUGCUUCUUUGUAUAGACUGUCCACUGGCUUCCCUCUGGCUCUCAGGAAGAAUUACUAUAAACCAAAUCAUCCCAAUUAUCUUUAGAAUAGAAUAGAAUAGAAUAGAAUAGAA